AUGGAUCUUCUGAUCGGCUUCGUUGAGGGAUUCUUGAAGCCAAGGAACGAAGAGGAUGCUUUCGAUCGGCUGAACUAUCAGGUUACACCGUUUCUGUUCAUAUUGUUCUCUUUGGUCAAUAUCAGCAAGGUAAGGUGAAUAACGAUAGACUUUUUAAAAAGAUUGUUAAUAUAAUGCUGAGUAAGGUUAUGAAUAAUAUGUUUGUAAACAAAACUUUUUAUUUUUAGUCGGAAUUUGCAAUUCGAUAUUCAAAAUGGCAAUUGUAAUAAUUUUAAAAAUAAUUUUAGGUAUACAUUGGCAAAGCAAUCAACUGUUUCACGAAAGCAGAGUUCAGAGGUGGAUGGGUGGAGUAUGCUCAUGAUUACUGUUUAAUUGAGAAUACCUACUACCUUAGGACUAAUGAGUCAAUUCCGAUAGAACAAGAACUGAGAGGAGAAAAGCAGCUCAACUACUACCAAUGGGUACCAUUCAUACUGGUACUACAAGCCUGCUCUUUCUACAUUCCUCACUUGAUGUGGAGGUCUUUCAAUUGGAUUACAGGUAAUGUUAUGUAAAGAAUGAGCCAAAAAGUUUAUGAAAAACCCAAAAUUAUAUUUUUUCCAAUUUAUAACGGUUUUCUAUUUACUUUUAGACCUGUACAUUUAUUUGACCUUUGUAAAGUUGUUUUAGGUGAGCUUUAUGUGGUAUGAUAAAUAAUUUACUUGUAGGCUACCAAAUCCGAGCAGUAACAUCAGCAGCCAAAGAGAGUUACACUCAGUCUUUUGAAGAUAAUACGGCAGUUGUACAGAAGAUAUCACGGUCUCUAUAUUACGCUAGUCAGCUGAAACAUAGGACUUUGAGGAUCUUAAAUGAGUAAGAUUUUUUUUUGUUAAAUUAAAAUUUAGAUGAUUUUGUAAACUUAAUAUAUUAAGUUGUUCACAUAAUUCUGUGCCUUCUCUCAAAGCAACUUUUCGGAGUUAAGGCACAUAAUUAUUUGAACAACCUAAUAGUUAGACUGAAUGUAAUAACUUGAGUUUUAGCCAGAUCUUUGUGACCGUCCUGUACAUGGCGAUGAAAUUCUGUUACCUCGGGCUGAUCGUCUUCCAUUUAUGGGUAUUCAAAUUGUUUAUCGGAUCCUUGGACUUUGCCUUUGGCAUAGUGCAACAGCCAGGAGAAUGGGAACAGACCGGCUUCUUUCCUAGGGUUACGGUCUGCGAUUUUACUGUAAGUUGUGAAUAAUAUAUGUAAAUAACAUAAUAAUAUGUUGAACACAAUAAUAUUCAAAACAUUUUUGGUAUAUUAUUUUUAAAAAAAAUUCUGUAGCUCAUAAAGGGUGAUGAUGGCCAGGACGGGCUAGGGCGGUUUGGAUUUUUGAUGUUAUACUGUUAUACAUUUAGAUCCUCCGUUACGGCCAGCCAAUGAACUACACCUUGGAAUGUGUGUUACCUCUGAACAUGUUCAACGAAAAGAUCUUUGUCUUCUUUUACUUUUGGCUGGUCUUACUGUUUGGCACUACAGUAUUCAGUAUACUGUUAUGGGUACAACGACUCAUCAAUAGAAGGGCCUUUUUCCAACGACUUCUGGACCUAUAUGUAAGUUUGGGUAUAAUAAAGUGCUCAAUAAUACAGUGGAAUUGCUUAGAGAUGAGUUAAUUUAUAUUUUCUAUUUACUUUUUGACCGUGCUAUAACAUAUAUAUACUCAUAUUAAGUUAUUACUAUCUAAACUAUAUAUUUAUAUACUAAAUAAUUGUAUAAUUUUUGUAAUUUCAGCAAAAGAACGAUCGCUCCGAAGUACGUGAAUGGGAUGUUUGGUACAGUGCGGUAAUUUUACUGCAUAUAAUGUUGUAUAUAGUAUAACUUAUAUUGUAAUAUUUUCAGAAAAGUACUCCUGACGGCGAAGUUUUACUACUGGAUUCGCUCAAAGUAAGCUUUCCAGUAACUAUCAAUCAGGUAUUCUGAAAAGUUGGCCAUUUUGGUCGAUUUUUUCAAAAGAAAUUUUGAGGAAUCCCUCCCAUUGGGACCUCGCGCCCAUUGAGACCCCGAGCCCAUUGAGACCCCAAAAGCCCAUUGAGACCUUGAAAGGAAAUUCGGCGGAGGGUCGGCGGAGACUUUAGAGGAUUCGGCGGUGGCUUUAGGAGGUGCGGCGGAGGCUUUAGAGGAUUCGGCGGAGGCUUUAGGAGAUUCGGCGGAGGCUUUAGGAGGUUCGGCGGAGGCUUUAGAGGAUUUGGCGGAGGCUAUAGGAGGUUAGGCGGAGGCUUUAGGAGGUUCGGCGGAGGCUUUAGAGGAUUUGGCGGAGGCUAUAGGAGGUUAGGCGGAGGCUUUAGGAGGUUCGGCGGAGGCUUUAGGAGGGUCGGCGGAGACUUGAGAUAUGGGCGCAGCUGCAAAUGAUGUCUUUUGCAGGCUGCAGUUUUGAUUUUGAGUGUAACAGCUACUAGAAACAAUAUUGAGUAUGAAAUAAGUAUUUUUAAUUGUAUUUUCAGCGUUCUCCUGAUGGUUUGCCGGCAAUUGACUUUGGUUACGACCUUCGAGUAGUGUUGGGUCUACUACAAGAUCACUCAGGCCUUUUGUUUAGUGCUAACGUGUUUCAUGAGAUGGUCAACUUAGUAAGUAGUGUAUAAGUGACGCAAAUUUUAAAAGUCAAAAAGUUUUUUUAUAUUAUUAUAAGAAAACUUUAUAAUUGACUAAUAAGCCCAUAAAGGCAGGAUUACCUAUAUAAAACUCCGAAUAACUAUUCAAAAGAUCUAUUUUCAAUCAUAUUUAUGCACUUUCACAUUACACUAAAACCAAAAAUAGUUUUUAUAAAUUCGAGUAAUCAAUUUCAGAAGUUGGCGGAUCAGCGGCUCAGCACGGGACAGUGA
Molecule: messenger RNA, 2837 nt
Organism: Bursaphelenchus okinawaensis
Lineage: Eukaryota; Metazoa; Nematoda; Chromadorea; Rhabditida; Aphelenchoididae
Source: the annotation of a GenBank genome assembly